Molecule: messenger RNA, 3595 nt
Organism: Solanum verrucosum
Lineage: Eukaryota; Viridiplantae; Streptophyta; Magnoliopsida; Solanales; Solanaceae
Product: pentatricopeptide repeat-containing protein At5g62370
Exons: 3
Coding region: 52-2994 (980 amino acids)
Molecular function (GO): protein binding
Source: RefSeq, a predicted model, not a curated record
CUGCCGCCGGUGGUCCUCUCAGUUCCUGACAACGCCAUUCUCCACUCUAGAAUGACCAAGCAUAGACUUGGACUGCACACUCGCUCGUGCUUCCAUCUUUCAAGGACAAAGAGACCUUUAACUACUUCCCCUUUACCUUCGGAAGCAAUAUCAUGUGUUCACACUUCCCCAGUUAAUCACAAGACCUUGUGUUUUUCACUUGCAGAGAGUUUAAUAGUUCGUGGGUUGUUCGAUUCAGCUCAGAAAGUAAUUCGGAGAAUCAUCAAACAUUCCUCAUCAGUUUCUGAAGCUAUCUCUGCUGUUGAAUUUUCUAUUUCUCGUGGAGUUGAGCCUGAUGCAACUAGCUAUGCUUUUCUCUUUCGGCAACUUGUGACAUCUGGAGAAACCCUGAAGGCUGAGGCUCUCUAUGUAGAUUGCAUUUUGAACAGAGGUAUUGAGACGAACCAUUCUGUAUUGAAUUCCAUGGCGAUUUGUUAUUGUAAUUUAGGUAAAUUGGAGGAAGCUAAGUUGCUUUUUGAUAAACUUGUGGAUAUGAAGUUCAUGCCUUGUAGUAGCACGUGUAAUGAGCUUAUUAAGGGAUUUUGUGGCCAAGAUAGAAUCUUGGAUGGAUUUGAUGUUUUUGUUGAAGCUAUUAAUUCAGAGGUAUUACUGGCUUUCAGUUGUUACAAUAAGUUAGUGGAUGGUUUGUGCUUCCGUGGGUACUUAGAUGAAGCACUCUAUGUGUUUGACGAAAUGUGUGAUAGAGGGGUACCACCCACAGUUCAUUUGUUUAAAACAUUGAUUCUUUCGUUGUCUAAGAGAGGCAGAGUUGAGGAAGCGCAAUUGUUGAGCAUGGAUAUGGAAUCUUAUGGUUUUGUUUUGGAUAAAGUCAUGUACACGACUCUCAUCAACGGUUAUUCCAAGAUCCAGAAAAUGAAAACGGCUAUGAUGUUAUUUCUCAGAAUGCGUAAGUUAGGCUGUGAACCGGAUAAGUAUACUUACAACACGCUGAUCAAUGGGUUUAUAAACUUGGGCAUGUUCGACAAGGGUUGGAUGCUGAAUCAGCAGAUGGUUGAAUUUGGAUUAGAACCUGAUGCGGUAAGUUACCAAAUCAUGAUUGCCAAGUAUUGCAAGGACCAUAAAGUUGAUUGCGCAUUGACGCUAUUGGAUGACAUUAAUCAGUGCAACGUUCCUCCCAGUGUUCACUCUUAUACUGCUUUGAUCUCUGCACUUUAUAAAGAGAAUCGGUUAGCUGAAGUAGAUGACUUAUACAGGAAGAUGUUGUACACUGGAUUGGUUCCUGACCAUGUUCUGUUUUUUACCUUGAUCAGCAAUCAUCCAAGAGGGUCAGAGAUUAGUCUAGCGUGCACAUUUUUGCGGGCUAUUGCCAAGAACGGUUGUGGUAUUGACCUCUCUUACAUCCCUAGCCCUACCAGUCGUAAAGUUACUACAGAUAUCAUGCUUGAUAUUGAUCGUCUCUUGGGAGAAAUUGUGGCAAGAAACUUACCUCUGGCUAGUGUUGCUUUCAAUAUAUAUAUGAUUGCUUUGUGUCUAGGAGGAGAACUUGAUUCUGCUCAGCUUUGCAUGGAUAAGAUGUCAAGCCUUUCUCUUCAGCCUUCACUGUCAGCUUAUAAUUCCAUGAUCAAGUGCCUUUACCAAAAGGGACUACAUGAGGAUGCCAAGUUCCUUGUUGAAGUUAUGCAAGAUCAAGGUCAAGUUCCAAAUCAAGCAACAUUCUUGAUUAUGGUAAAUGAAUACUGUAAACAGGGUGACAUACAAUCAGCAUUAGAAGUUCUGGACCAAAUGGAAGAGAGUGGAUUGAAGCCUACUGUUGCUAUAUAUGACUCUGUCAUUGGGUGUUUGGGUAGAGAAAAGAGAAUAGACGAGGCCCUUGGAGUUUUCCGGAGAAUGCUCGAGGCUGGAAUUUAUCCUGAUAAAAUUUUGUUUGUGACAAUGAUUAAUGCUCUAUCAAGAAAUGGGCGAGCUAUUCAGGCCCAUGAGCUCUUCAUUACAAUGUUGGAAGAUAGAGUUCAACCAAGCCACUAUGCUUAUACUGCUCUUAUAAAUGGGUUAGUUAAGAAAAACAUGAUAGAAAAGGGCUGUGUAUACCUCAAGCAAAUGAUAGAAGAGGGUUUCAUGCCAAAUACUGUUCUUUAUACUUCUCUUAUAAAACAAUUCUUAAGGAAGAGAGAGUUUGAAUUCGCAUUUAAGUUGGUUGAUUUGAUGGAAAGAAGUGAGAUUGAGCGAGACUUGGUAACUUAUAUUACAUUGGUCAGUGGCGUUUCUAGAAAUAUUAGGUCAGUCGAUGGGAAAGGGCUUGUUCCACAGAGACGGUAUGAAGAAUCUAAGGAAAUGUUGUUCCGCCUACUUCAUCAGAGUGCUAUGUUGCCUAAGGAAAAAUGUUUGAAAAUCUCAAUUAGCUCUCAGGAACAAAUAAAAUUUCUUGCACUUCGGCUGAUAAAUAAAGUGAAGGCCACUCCCCUAAUGCCAAAUUUGUACUUAUAUAAUGGCAUAAUUUCUGGGUUUUGCUGGGCAGAGAGUAUGGAAGAUGCAUACAAGCACCUUCAUACGAUGCAAAAUGAAGGCAUCCAACCAAAUCAAGUUACUUUUACCAUUCUAAUUGAUGGGCAUUUCCGAAGUGGUGAAAUUAAUUGUGCUGUUAGUCUUUUCAACAGAAUGAAUGCACAGGGUUGUCCUCCAGAUAACAUCGUCUACAACACUUUAAUUAGAGGUCUAUGCAAGCACGGAAGGCUCAUGGAUGCUCUAUCACUCUCAUACACUAUGCUCAAAAAAGGAUUGGCCCCUUCUAAGGCAUCAUAUGAAAGUCUUCUCAGUUCUCUUUGUGCUAGUAAUUGGAGAGUUCAUGCACUGAAGAUAUGUCACGAUAUGCUUGCCAAUAAAUAUGUCCCUUGUGGCCAUAAUCUUAAAUUGUUGAUUUGUAUACUGGGUGAAGAAAAUAAGUGGCACGAAGCUCGUUUUAUGUAUGAUUUGCUUCUUAAGAAAGAAAAUUUAUGAUGAACACAAGCUUAGAGGCUGGGUAUGAUCUCUCUGAUAUUGUUGGGCUUCCUUCCCUUGUCCGUGUGUAUCAACAGAAUAUGGACUUUUGUAUGGAGCUGCACAUUGUAGCUUGUGUCCACUCAGAAUUCCAUUUGUUAUUUGUUGAAUAUGAUAAGCGGCUCCUAUGUACUGGUCAUGUCUAAUUUGUGAGGUGAUUGUAUGCUAUGCGCAGUUGACAACCUUUAGCAAAGCUCUACGAGUUCAGAGGCAACAGAAAAAGAAGUGUCAAUCUCGGAUGAAAGAGUUGGCAUCCAUUUGUCAGUAAAUAAAGAAUCCUCUGGAUGGUAUGUGCUUUACAAACUCAUUGUUGGAGGCCUCAUAUUUGACAGAAAGCCAGAAGCAGUAUCUAGAGACAAGUGCUGCUUGUGGGAGGCAGAUGUCUAAGAUCACUUGAAUGUUGCUGUGGAAAACAUUGAGGAUGGUUCGCUGACCAUUGAGAAAGAAGAAUUUUUCUUGGGAGUGUAAUAGAAUGCUGUUGUUGGCCAAGGUGAUGUUAUUGCUCACUGAAUGUAUUAUCCGGAAUAUUUCAGAGGAAAUUAAGCCAUUAAUAGUCUAUGGU